This is a messenger RNA of Heterobasidion irregulare TC 32-1, 662 nucleotides long. RefSeq lists its product as uncharacterized. Bases 72 to 662 code for a protein of 196 amino acids. The transcript has a single exon. Lineage: Eukaryota; Fungi; Basidiomycota; Agaricomycetes; Russulales; Bondarzewiaceae. The record is from RefSeq and is a predicted model, not a curated record.
CGUUCGGCGUCCUCCGCCUCAACCAGCCUCCCGCCGUCCGCCUGAUCGACACCACGACUCGCUCGCGCUCCAUGACCCCAGUCACGGGCCCGGUCCCACCGCCCCCGCCAAUACCUGACCACCUGCUGCGGAGCGGAAGCCUGACGCUCACCGCCGCGCCCGAGGUCCACCAUCCAAGCCCCGUCUUCGGGCUGCCCUCCCUCCUCAACCCCUCCUCUCACGCGUCCACCAACGUCGCCACCACAUCGACCAGCGGCGCCGCCAACGACGAUGCCGACGACGAGGACGACAUCGUCGGUGCUCGGGCGCAAGCCGAACCAGACCCCGACGCCAUGGACUGGUCCCCCACCUCCUCCCCCCACAAACCCGCCGCGCGCCUCCCCUCGGCGCAGCACAACGGCGGCCGGGGCUCCGACCAGGCCACGGGCCUCGAGAGCCUCUUCGCGCGCACGAAGAUCGCGGAGCAGAGCGGGGCGCCUGGGUCGGCGGCCGCGGCGUGGCGCGCUGGGGAGGAGCGCGCGCGCAGGCGGCGGUGGUGGUGGGCGGUGGGCGCGUUGUCGGUCGCACUGCUGGUGGGUGUUACGUAUGUCGUGUGGCGGCGCGGGCUGUGGGACGUGCUGGGGGUGGUGUCGGUCCUGCGCAGUUCUGGCGGGGAGCUGUAG